Peniophora sp. CBMAI 1063 is the source of this 2118-nucleotide messenger RNA. The record is from the annotation of a GenBank genome assembly. Lineage: Eukaryota; Fungi; Basidiomycota; Agaricomycetes; Russulales; Peniophoraceae.
AUGACCUGCUCGCUGAACGCGCUCAGAGCUUCCGUGCGCUCUGUGCGCUCGGGAACCGGCCCGCUCCCUCCGUUCUGCCUAUCUGCGCGCCGCUUUCCUCCACGGACAGCCGUACACCUGCGUGCGCGAGGGUUCCAGCACUUGGCGCAACCCCCGAAGACGGCCGCUGAGAAGGCCGAGUCUUCCCCGGCUCCUUCUGCUGCUGCAGCUGCACCGGCAUCUCCCGCCGCUGCACCCCAACCACCUGCUUCGCCUCCACCGUCUUCUGGGAAGAGUCUCAUACCGGAGGAGAAUGUCAGCCGCGCGGAGCAGCGCCGGCGCGAUUGGCAUAUCAUCAAACAGCUGAUGCCCCACAUAUGGCCGAAGAACGACUGGGGAACGAAGGGCAGGGUCCUCAUGGGCGUAGGUCUGCUCGUGGGCGGCAAGCUUUUGAAUGUGCAAGUGCCGAUAUUCUUCAAGAACAUCAUCGACGCGUUGGAUGUACCGCUGUCUUCGGAUUCCACGGUUUGGGUUGUGUGCGGAUCUGUCAUCCUCGCAUAUGGCGGUGCGAGGAUAGGUGCUACACUCUUCGCAGAGCUUCUGAACGCGGUCUUUGCCAACGUCGGCCAGCGCGCGGUCCGAACAGUAGCAAGGGAAACGUUCGAGCAUCUGCUGAACCUCGACAUGCGGUUCCACUUGAACCGACAGACUGGCGGCCUCACUCGCGCUAUUGACCGUGGUACCAAAGGCAUCACGUUCAUCUUGCAGGCGGUCCUCUUCCGAGUCGUACCGACUGCUCUUGAGAUCUCUCUUGUCUGCGGUAUUUUGACCUACAACUUCGGAUGGAACUUCGCUGCCAUCACACUCACGACUAUGGCCGCUUAUACCUGGUUCACCAUACGGACUACGGCGUGGAGAACGAAGUUCCGGCGGGACGCCAACGUUGCGGAUAAUAAGGCCGCUACGACUGCAGUGGAUGCGCUGAUCAACUACGAGGCUGUCAAGGAGUUCAACAACGAGAAGUACCAGGUCCAACAGUACGACAAGCAUCUCAAGGCGUACGAGAAAGUGUCCGUGAAGAUCGCUACUUCUCUUGCAUACUUGAACUCGGGUCAGAACGUCAUCUUCUCCUCGGCCUUGACAGGCAUCAUGUUCCUAGCCGCUCAAGGAGUCGUCAAUGGUACAAUGACUGUCGGCGAACUAGUCAUGGUGAACCAACUCGUGUUCCAGCUCUCCAUGCCGCUCAACUUCCUCGGUACGAUCUACCGCGAAGUCCGCCAGAGCCUGCUCGACAUGGAGGUCCUCUUCAAUCUCCAAUCACAACACACACCUCCAGGCGACCCGCCAGGCGCGAAGCCAAUCGCGCUUCGCGGAGGCGAGAUUCGUUUCGAAGACGUCCACUUCGGAUAUCACCCUCAGCGCCCGAUAUUCGAGGGACUGUCGUUGACGAUCCCCGCUGGCUCUAAGGUCGCACUCGUCGGGCCAUCGGGAUGCGGGAAGAGUACUGUCUUCAGGCUGCUGUUCAGGUUCUAUGAUCCUGCUUCCGGCCGCAUCACCGUCGACGGGCAGGACGUACGCAAAGUGCAGCUCGAGAGCUUGAGGAGAGCCGUCGGCAUCGUGCCGCAGGAUACACCGCUCUUCCAUGCCGAUAUCAUGCACAACAUCCGGUACGGCCGUUUGGACGCCACGGACGAGGAGGUCAUCGAAGCGGCCAAGCAGGCGCACGUACACCAGACCGUGCAGAGGCUUCCUGAGGGAUACAGUACGGCCGUGGGAGAGCGCGGGUUGAUGAUCUCCGGUGGGGAGAAGCAGCGGCUCGCCGUUGCGCGCGUGUUGUUGAAGGACCCGCCAAUCCUGUUCUUCGACGAAGCUACUUCUGCGCUGGAUGCGUCUACGGAGAGUGAACUCAUGCGCAACAUCAACGCGUCGCUUCUGGGCAAGCGCCGGACGUCUAUCUUCAUCGCCCACCGCUUGCGAACCGUCGUUGAAGCUGACAUUAUCUUUGUGCUGAAAGAGGGCCAGGUCGUGGAGCAGGGCACGCACGACGAGCUGAUGAGGAUGAAGGGCCUUUACUACUCGAUGUGGAUGGAGCAGCAGGCGGACAUCUUCGCAGAGGAGUCCCCCGACGUAUCGGAGUAA